Molecule: messenger RNA, 660 nt
Organism: Plasmopara halstedii
Lineage: Eukaryota; Oomycota; Peronosporomycetes; Peronosporales; Peronosporaceae
Product: ribosome biogenesis protein
Exons: 4
Coding region: 1-660 (219 amino acids)
Biological process (GO): rRNA base methylation
Cellular component (GO): small-subunit processome; nucleolus
Molecular function (GO): rRNA binding; rRNA (pseudouridine) methyltransferase activity
Source: RefSeq, a predicted model, not a curated record
AUGAGUGCAAGUAAAGACGACGUGAAACGCCGACAAGUGAUUGUGAUCCUGGAGCAGGCAGCUUUAGAGACUGUGAAGACUUCAAAAGGUUAUCAAUUAUUAAAUUGUGAUGAUCAUAAAGGAAUACAUCGAAAACUGGAGCGUGAGGCGAGUGAAUCACGUCCUGAUAUUUUACAUCAAGAACUUAUGGCAUUACUUGAUUCACCACUUAAUAAAACUGGAUAUCUUAAGAUAUAUAUAAGGAGUACGAAAGGAAUCUUGAUUGAAGUAAGUUCGCAAAUGCGUGUACCACGUACAUAUAAACGUUUUGCUGGUCUUAUGGUUCAAUUACUUCAUACACUAAAGAUUCGAUCGUCGGAUGGAAAUCAUACGUUGCUUAGUGUGAUUAAAAACCCAGUGACGAAAUAUCUACCUGCGAAUUCCAAAAAGUAUGCACUCUCUCGUACUGGAACACUUGUAAAUCCAUGGGAAUGGGUGGAAACGUUGCCUAAAGAUGAACCAGUGGUAUUUAUUAUUGGAGCUAUGGCUCAUGGUCAUAUUUCAAAGGAGAACACGAAUUAUCUGGACGAGACGAUCUCGAUUUCGGAGUACCCUAUGAGUGGUGCUCAAGCCAUUUGUCGUUUACUCAACAGCUUUGAGCGUCACUGGGGUAUCUUGUAA